AUGGUUGCUCCGUCGACGCAGGCCGCUGCGGCGCCCACGGCGCCCACGCCGCCCAAGAAGAAGAAAUCGAACGCCAAGCUGAAGCGGCUGAGCGGAGAGGCGCUCGCCGCCUACAACGCCCGCAUCCAGAACUGCGGCGUCUGCUACCUCGCCCGAGCGCUGCGGAAGCUGCUCUCCGGGUACGGCACGGAGGUGCUGCGCAUCUACCUGAAGCAAGAGGACCCCGCCGCGCGAGCGCGCCGCAUCUCUGGCGGCGGCAACCGCAAGCGCUCCUUCUCAGAGGGCUGGUUUGCGGACAAGCGGCGCGCACUCAAGCUCGCAAACACGCUCAACAAUACGCUGGUGGGCGGCGGCCACCGAUCCUUCCACGCGCAUGACCUCUGGAACAUCAAGUACCUGCACAAGUUCAAGUGGGACAGCCUGACCGACGCGCAGGCGCGGGAUGUCGCGAGUGUGGCCUGA
Emiliania huxleyi CCMP1516 is the source of this 462-nucleotide messenger RNA. RefSeq lists its product as hypothetical. Gene Ontology annotation, cellular component: nucleolus. Lineage: Eukaryota; Haptophyta; Isochrysidales; Noelaerhabdaceae. Gene Ontology annotation, biological process: endonucleolytic cleavage to generate mature 5'-end of SSU-rRNA from (SSU-rRNA, 5.8S rRNA, LSU-rRNA); small-subunit processome assembly; endonucleolytic cleavage in 5'-ETS of tricistronic rRNA transcript (SSU-rRNA, 5.8S rRNA, LSU-rRNA). Gene Ontology annotation, molecular function: RNA binding. Bases 1 to 462 code for a protein of 153 amino acids. The record is from RefSeq and is a predicted model, not a curated record. The transcript is spliced from 4 exons.